Bolinopsis microptera is the source of this 1140-nucleotide messenger RNA. Its product is annotated as aggrecan core protein-like. The transcript is spliced from 8 exons. Gene Ontology annotation, molecular function: signaling receptor activity. The record is from RefSeq and is a predicted model, not a curated record. NCBI's taxonomy places the organism in Eukaryota, Metazoa, Ctenophora, Tentaculata, Lobata, Bolinopsidae. Bases 118 to 954 code for a protein of 278 amino acids.
AAUACCACGCCCGUAAAAUCGGAACUCAUACUGUAUUUGACGAUUGAAUUGUUGACUUCAUUCUCUUAUCUCUGAACUUGUCUUAUCUCAGACCUCAGGGAGCUGCUGAGAUUGGCCAUGUUGGUUCUCUUCUUUUUAUCACUGAUUGGAACAGGUUUUGCCGGUUUGAAAGGGUACUGUUCACUGUAUAAAGGAACUAUCGAAAUACUGAAACGUCCUCCAAAAGAGCUGAAAGUCAACCUCGGAGAUCGGGUUUCAAUACUUUGUGCAGCACAUGGGCACGGCAUGUCAGACCCUUACGUUUACUGGAUCAAGGGACUCGGACCAGGAUACGAGGAGAAAGGGAAGAACAUGGGGCCGGUAGCAGUGGGCAAAUCUACCCUGUACAUAGAAAAAGUUACUGAAGAUGACAUCGACACCUACAGAUGCGUGGUUAAGGACUGCUGUUCGAGCAAACAGGAGAAUAUGGAUGUAGACAUUCAUGUCUCAGACGAAACUUGUGAAGAUGUGUACGGGUUGGGAGCUGUACUGUAUGGAGCUACCUGGGAGUUUAAGAACUGGACCGCUGCGGUCCAGUCCUGCAAAGACAUGGGAAUGCGGAUAGCCUUCCCACAGAACCCCACAGAGAACGCGAAAAUACUUCAAGAUAUCCAGGCUUCCUUUACCUCUCACCCUAAUGCUAGGAAAUAUGCUCACGAAAAUUGGGUAUGGAUAGGUGGACACGACACAGCAGUGGAAGGAGAGUGGAGAGAGAUCAGGACAGGGGAACUGGUCAGCUGGUUCAACUGGGAGUACAGUCAACCUGACAACUGGACUAAGGGAGACAAACAUCUUGCAGGUCAGGAUUGUGUGGGUAUCAGGAGAACAAACGGUAAAUGGGACGACUCCUUCGUUCACCACGAACGACCUUAUGUGUGUGAAUGUCCAGAUAAAGAAAUAAAGAUGAAGAAUUAGGAGAAAACUAAAAAAUGGGAGAGUAAGAAAAAAGAAAAAACAAUGUUAUGCUGUUUUUAGUCGGCAAGGACUUCGAUUCGAUUUUACGAUUUUGCAAUUUUUAUUGUGGCAAUAGAAAUGUAUAUUGUUAAUUGUAUAAAUUAUAUUUGUCAAUGUACAUGAAAUUAUAUCAACAAAUUAAAGCAA